This is a messenger RNA of Odobenus rosmarus divergens (Pacific walrus), 1528 nucleotides long. It is a transcript of the gene CBLN2, whose product is annotated as cerebellin-2-like. The record is from RefSeq and is a predicted model, not a curated record. The transcript is spliced from 4 exons. Lineage: Eukaryota; Metazoa; Chordata; Mammalia; Carnivora; Odobenidae. The coding region runs from base 54 to 908 and encodes 284 amino acids. Gene Ontology annotation, molecular function: protein binding.
UCAUCUUCUUUAAGCAGAACAACUUCGCGGACAGCGCUGCUCGCUCAUCAUGGAUGUUCCAGGUCCGCUGCCGCCUUUCUUCUGAGGACGACCCUGGCCUUGACCAUCAGAGCAGGGGACCGAGGCCAAAGGAGGCUUCCCUAGGCCCCACGCAGCCCUGCGCGCCCUCCGGCGCUGCUCCGGCCCCUGUCCGCCGUCGCCCCCGCGCGCCGCCCGCCCCCCAGCCAACGCGGAUGCCGGCGCCCGGCCGGGGCCCCCGCGGGCCGCCGCUGACCAUGCCCGGGCGCCGGGGGGCGCUGCGCGAGCCGGCUGGCUGCGGCUCCUGUCUGGGGGCGGCGCUGGCCCUGCUGCUAGUGCUGCUGCCGGCUGGCUGCCCGGUGCGGGCGCAGAACGACACGGAACCCAUUGUGCUGGAGGGCAAGUGCCUGGUGGUGUGCGACUCGAGCCCGUCGGCGGACGGCGCGGUAACCUCCUCCCUGGGCAUCUCCGUGCGCUCCGGCAGCGCCAAGGUGGCCUUCUCCGCCACGCGGAGCACCAACCACGAGCCGUCCGAGAUGAGCAAUCGCACCAUGACCAUCUACUUCGACCAGGUAUUAGUAAAUAUUGGAAACCAUUUCGAUCUUGCCUCCAGUAUAUUUGUAGCACCGAGAAAAGGGAUUUAUAGCUUCAGCUUCCACGUGGUCAAAGUGUACAACAGACAAACCAUCCAGGUCAGUUUAAUGCAGAACGGCUACCCGGUGAUCUCAGCCUUUGCAGGAGACCAGGACGUUACCAGAGAAGCUGCCAGCAACGGGGUCCUGCUGCUGAUGGAAAGGGAAGAUAAAGUGCAUCUCAAACUGGAGAGGGGGAACCUCAUGGGAGGCUGGAAGUACUCCACGUUCUCGGGCUUUUUGGUUUUUCCUCUAUAAACACAGAGCCCCCAGACGGUGGGACAAGUUGUGAUCUGGACCCAGGAAUCUGCCCUUCCUCAACUCCCUGAACUUGCCAGAAUAGGACCACUUAUUCCCCACCUCCGUCAGAUGGUUGAGGUAGAAGAAUGAUUUCCUUCUAAAUCUCCAGUAUUUUCUUUGAAUAUUGACCAUUCCUCGGGAACCUGGCUUCUAAUUAGUUUUAGACGACAAGGUCUGAAGGAGAAAGGAAAUUAUCGAUUUGAGCAAUUUGUACCUGUGAUUGUAAAGUCAAUAUUGGAUCUUAUUGUGGGGACCAUUGACUUUUCAUCUUUUGUUUGUCCGUUGUAUUGUUGCCCCCACACGAGGAGUGCCGCUGACCCCAGGACGGAUGGCAGGUCACAGGCAGGGCUCAGAGCAGGAGCCCUGCAAAUCACCACCCGCCGGAUAGUCCUUGAAAUGUGUUCUUUGUGUGUCUGUUCAGCCUUAAGAAAAAGAAUGGCUUUACUUUCAUUCUGUAUUUUCCCCCAGGGUGGACGGGAGGCCUCGGGAGGGGGAAGGGGACAUUGUGAAUCUGUCAAGAAGUGCUUUAUCCGGAGAAGCAAAUUUUGCACGAUUGGACCUCGACUUUUGCUUUGUAU